AUGAGAAAAACUAUAAUGAAAUAUUUACCAGCUUUAGCAGGUAUAAUAUUUACAGCAGGAUGGUUUUUAUGGAUAGAUGGACAUGUUUAUGAAAAUACAAAUAAUAAAAAUGCAGAUUUUGAUGGACCACAUAUUCAAUGGAUUUAUUAUUUACCAGGUAUUUUUGCAACUCUUGGUAUGGUUAUGGCAAAUAUUGUAGAUUUAUCAGCAUUAAAUUCAAAUUCACUUUUAUUUGAUGGUGGUGCCACUAAAGUUCGUGUAUGGUUAUUUAUUAGUUUUGCAAUUAGUUUUGGUUGUAUUGGUGCUGCAUUAUGGAUUAUGGUUGCUGUUUUCUUACCACCUCAUAAUACAAAUGACGCUGCUCAAUGGCCUGGUAUUGCAAUCACUUUACAAACUUCUUUAAUAUUUUUAAGUUCACUUCUUUUAGUUUUUAAGAAAGUACGUCAAGAUGAUGAAUAUGACCAAUUUUAA
Dictyostelium discoideum AX4 is the source of this 471-nucleotide messenger RNA. RefSeq names its product transmembrane protein (gene tmem50). Gene Ontology annotation, cellular component: cytosol; cytoplasm; membrane. The record is from RefSeq and is a predicted model, not a curated record. Lineage: Eukaryota; Evosea; Eumycetozoa; Dictyosteliales; Dictyosteliaceae. The transcript is spliced from 3 exons. Bases 1 to 471 code for a protein of 156 amino acids.